GCUCCAGCUCACAUUUUCACGAUUAAGGGGCGCACACAUCUCUCUCCGUGCUCAGUAACGUUGGGAGAAAGGAAUAAUAAGAGAGACGUGGUGGCUGAAGCGGUUCAGGAAGUCGGCACGCAGCGUUUUUAUGACCACAUCCCUGUCAGCCAACCUGUUUCGCGUCUGGACGGCAGCGACGAGAAUCUACCCAGCUCUCAGUCACGGAGUUUCACCGGCCAGGGGCGUCCAUGUCCGCGUCCCCUGGGUAUUACACCAAAGAUAAGCAAGGAUGGAAAGAGGGGAUGAAAUGUCACCCCGAUGCCGCCGCAGAGGCGCUCCAGUGAAGCCUGCCUGCAGCCACCAGGAUGAGCCUUCUCCUGCUGGGAACCAUCAGCAAGGCAAUGCAGAAAACCUCAUCAAAAGCAAUGGGAGAGUCGAAGUGGACGAUGUGAUCAGCAAAAAGCUACAACUGAAAAGGAAAGCAGAGUUCUUGAAGCAUGACCUGAUGCGUCAGUUUGGCUGCCAGGUCAAUGACGUCAUGGACAGUCUUAUUGAAGAAUCCGCCAAUCUCGAGCCCCCACCCGUAUCUCCUGUUUUCUCACCUCAACUCUCAGACAAGGAGAAGAGCAAACUUGGGCAGUUUCGACCUCCUCAUAGCCAAGGAAAACAGUUCAUAAGCCGGAGAUCCCUGCUAGAUGAGCUGUUUGAGGUGAACCACAUCAGGACCAUCUACCACAUGUUCAUUGCCUUGCUCAUUCUCUUUAUUCUCAGCACACUUGUGGUAGAUUUCAUUGAUGAAGGCAGACUGGUGCUGGACUUUGAUCUGCUGGUGUAUGCAUUUGGACAGUUCCCUCUGGUGAUUUGCACAUGGAUCUGUAUGUUCCUGUCCGUGCUGGUAGUCCCCUAUGCGCUAUUUCAUCUAUGGUCAAAGAACCAGGCAGGCUCUGAUGGUCCCCCCAGGUUGUACAGCUUGAUAUUUGGUUCUGUGUUCCUGCUCUACCAAGCUUUGGGUCUGGGAUUCCUGCCCACAUAUGUGGUGGUGAUCAACAGUUUCCCACCUGCAUCCUGCUUCAUCAUCAUCCUGGAGCAGAUACGUUUAAUGAUGAAAGCCCACUCUUUUGUCAGGGAGAAUGUGCCAAAAGUCCUCUCUUGGGCAGAAAAUAAGGCCUGCCCUGGUCCAGUGGUCCCUCAGGUUUCUCAGUAUCUCUACUUCCUGUUCGCACCCACCCUUAUCUACAGAGACAAAUACCCAAGGAACCCGGUAAUAAGAUGGAGUUAUGUGGCCACAAAGUUUCUUCAGAUACUCGGUUGCCUGUUUUAUGCCUAUUAUGUGUUUGUGAGGCUGUGCAUCCCACAAUUCCGCAGCGUCAGCAUGCAGCUGUUUGAUCUGCGGACCAUGGUCCUCUGUGUGUUUAAUUCCAUACUGCCAGGAGUUUUGAUUCUCUUCCUGGGAUUCUUCGCCUUUCUCCACUGUUGGCUCAAUGCCUUUGCUGAGAUGCUUCAAUUUGCAGACAGGAUGUUUUACAAGGAUUGGUGGAAUUCAACCUCUUUUGCCAAUUACUACAGAACUUGGAAUGUAGUGGUCCACGACUGGCUGUAUUACUACGUGUACCGGGACUUCCUGUGGAUGUCUCAGAAGCGUUUCCGACCAGCCGCCAUGCUCUUUGUGUUUACAGUUUCUGCAGUGGUCCAUGAAUAUAUUCUUGCAGUUUGCUUUGGCUUCUUCUAUCCUGUGCUCUUCUGCCUUUUUAUGUGCUUUGGAAUGAUGUUUAACUUCAUUCUGCAUGAUAAAAGGAAAGGCCCCAUCUGGAACAUAAUCAUGUGGACUUCCCUGUUCCUGGGCCAGGGAGUCAUUAUCUGUUUGUACUCUCAGGAGUGGUAUGCACAGCGCUACUGCCCCCCAAAGGAGAAUUCCUUUCUAGAGUUUCUAACGCCUCGCUCCUGGAGUUGUCAGACAGGCCUAACAGCAAACCCUGAUAAGUUCUGACUACUGAAGGUCACAGCUACUGGGAGAAGGACCCUGGCGUAUCAGUAAAAAUUCAACGAGGCUCUCUGUUAAUGUUGUUACUACUGAUUUUAUUUUAGGACUCUGAGUUUGUUUAAGAAUGUAAAGAAGAGUAUCUGCUUAAGUGCCAAAAACUGCACAGUAAGGCCUUAUCUGUUUUAAGUUUUCAGUGUCCACCCCACAAAACUAUAUAAAAAACAAUUCAUAGUUAGAAAAGUACCUGCAAACCCCUUACUUUUAUAUACUACAUGUUUUUCCACAUCCCUUUUCUGUGAUCUACUGUGAAAACACUCCCUGUGCCAAUAAGACGGUGGCAAUAAUGACGUGGCAGCUGACUACAAACAUUACACAGUGCAAACAUUUAUAUGUGCAGUAAUAGUUAAUAUAUAACAGAGUUUUCCGUUGCUGCUUUAGUGUAAUGAACUUUCUGAAUGAUUCAUGAAAAGACUGAAUUACGUUUAUUUAUUGAUUCACUGCCAAGAUUUAUUAUUUAAAGAAAGCCACUGUUUGGUGUUUUUGUUAUCUCACAAACAGUGGUCCUGUGUUAUAAUUGAAGAAUUAUAGUCAAGUUCUUAAAAAAAAAAAACUUUUUAAUUUAAGUUUAAGUUUAAGUUUUAAUUUGCCAUGUUCACAAAGGGAGGAAGCAGUUCUCUAAUGUAUCUGAAACUUACAUGUUUCAGACAUUGAGCAGUCCACUGCGAUAAAUCUAACCUGUUCUGUUGAUCUUUUGUCUGACAAGCACAGAUUUAAAUGGUAGGCACUUUUAAAUUAUCAAUAGAAACUGGACACUAAAGAAAAAUUAUAAAGAAGAGGUAUUAGAUGUGCUGCACUUUCAGCAUGUUCUGCUGAAAGAACUCUGUGAUUCAUCCAAGUGCUUUGAGUAUACUGUACAGCACGUCCAAUAUCAUUCAGAAGAUCUUUCAAGAACCUGAAUGUUGUGUUUUAAGAAGUUUGUACAAAGAUUUAAUCAGUAAUGUGGAAUCCCCACAAAAUACUGCUGCAAGUUUGCACGUGGCUGCUAAAAUAUUACAAUGAGAUAUUGAAACUUCAUAAGCACCAAGGGCUACAGUUUACAUUGUCAAAUAAUCACUUAAUCAAAUAGGUGUUUUAAAUGUCAUUCUGGUAUAUAUUGUAAUUUUUUUUUCAGACCAAUGGAUGUAAAAGAGUUUGAUAUACUUACAAUAAUACUUGUUGUUGUAUUGAAGCAAAAUGUGUAUUAGUUUGGGAAGAGUUAAUGCACACUUGAUGUUUCAGGGCAGGUAUAACGUGAAUGCUUUUCAAAAAUUAGACUUGCAGGUCUGAAAAAAAACAGCAAUGGAGGGUUCAGUACUUUUAAAAACUGGAUGACCACAAGGUGUCUCUGUUGUAAAGGUUUUCAUUGAUCCAUACUUUCCCCGUUUAGGCUGAAGAGCUUUCCCUGGAUUCCUUUGCAAACUUUACAUUGAAUCGCCAGCAUUUUCUAAAAAGAAAAUAUGUACAGAAAACAGAGAUAUUUGAAAUUCAAACUAUCGACUGAAGUGCCAAUCAUGCUUAAUGUCUAUGAGAUUUUGAUCAUAAGGAUAAUAUUUAUUGAAAAGUGCCAUGCUGCAGAGAGGCCAUUAAUUUAAAUAUUUAUUUUUUAGAGGAGAGCAAUAUCAAUUCUGUCAUUUUCUCUACUGUGAAAUUUUUGACAUUGAAUAAUUCUGACAUGUACAUUUUUACAGCUCAAUGUAUUAUGUUUUGUAGACAAAUUUCUCAUAAAUUCCUAUAUAUCAAAGAUCUAUCAAGGAUAAAACUAUUCCCUUAAUUUUGUGUUAUU
This is a messenger RNA of Cololabis saira (Pacific saury), 3785 nucleotides long. RefSeq names its product sterol O-acyltransferase 1 (gene soat1). Gene Ontology annotation, cellular component: endoplasmic reticulum membrane. Gene Ontology annotation, biological process: cholesterol efflux; cholesterol metabolic process. The transcript has 16 exons. Gene Ontology annotation, molecular function: fatty-acyl-CoA binding; cholesterol binding; cholesterol O-acyltransferase activity. The record is from RefSeq and is a predicted model, not a curated record. Bases 272 to 1969 code for a protein of 565 amino acids. Lineage: Eukaryota; Metazoa; Chordata; Actinopteri; Beloniformes; Belonidae.